Molecule: messenger RNA, 4741 nt
Organism: Liolophura sinensis
Lineage: Eukaryota; Metazoa; Mollusca; Polyplacophora; Chitonida; Chitonidae
Product: protein dispatched homolog 3-like
Cellular component (GO): membrane; cytoplasm
Source: RefSeq, a predicted model, not a curated record
GAAGAGCUGAGUGUUACUGUUAGUUCUUUCAAUCAAGCGCCAUUCUAAGCAAAUCAGAGCUGGAAUGAAGAGGGGAUGAAAAGUAAUCAUGCCUAGUAUGUGGACCAUGGGGAGGCGCGAGCCUCAUUAUGACAGGCUUGGACAGGGUGUUGAGCUGAGACCUGCAGAACACUCCACCUCACUCUUUGAUGAAACUGACGAUGACCUGCCGUCUGACAUAUCUCGCUUUUCUGAACGAUCUUCCAAUACUGCCAGAGCAAUUACUUGCCUUGACACCCAGUUUACUGACGGAGACCUGACACCAUGUCAGCUCGCCAAACACGAUGGCAGAGGGACAACAGUGUGUCUGCUGAUAUCGUCUGUGAUCAUGCUACUGUCAGUCAGCUCUUUCUCUCUUGUCUUGGGUGGCUACAGUGUCUUCAUAUUUAAACCUGCACCAGUGAUCGACAAGUCUGUGGAUGCUUUUUCCAUUCCUAAUCAUAAGGCAUCAAGAGGCUAUCAUGCUUUGAAUGAGGCAAAGUAUGCGCGAAUGUAUCAUCACACACCAAAGCGCAGUGUAAGAAGUGUUCAUGUUGACACUGAGCAAUCCGGAAGCCUGCUCAGCUUUGGACAUACGCAUGUGUCUGCGCCAAGAGACAAGGGCAAUUCUAUGGGCAAUAGCCCUGGUGAUACGUUUUUCAAGAAGCAUUUUGGUAACUUGGAGCGAAGCUCUGAUGACAGUUUGUCUGGUGCUGUGCACAGAUUGGUGCGGCGUAGUUUAUACAGAGUGUGUAUGGUCACCCAGACAUGUGUGCGCUGGAAGCUACAAGUCAUUUUCAUGGCUGUUGGAGAUGAAGAACCUGGUAACAUGUUCACCCCUGAAAGACUAGAAACUGUUCACAGAAUUGAAGAGCAAAUCAUUAACCACCCAGAUUAUGCUAACUACUGCUGGAAGAACACAGGAAGCAUGGAUGUAGCACAAGUUGAUCAUUACCAAGGUUGUGCUCCCCUUAACUCCUUGCUAACAUACUUCUACCCAUCUGUGCUGCCGGACGGGAAAGUUGUGUACGACGGGCGGGGAACAAACAUGGCCAAUAUAAAUAGCUCUCUUGACAAGGCCAUGAGCCAUAAACAGUUCUAUUACUUUGUGGAUGAGACCAUAAACAACACCUAUCACAAAACUAAGCUCUUGAGAACAGAGGUGUUGUUUGGAACACCGCUUAAAGGUUACCAAAGCUCUGUGGAUCGAAAAGGCAGUCAGGAGAAGGCUUUCAAGGACUUUAUUGUAUCCUACAUCAAUACGCUGUCAGCAGCUUCUACCAAUAAAGUGAAGGUGCUCUAUGGUGGCAAUGAGAUGUUUGAUUACGAGGUAGAGACGACCUUUUGGAGUGACCUCUGGCUGGCCCGAUUUGCGCUCAUUUUCAUUGGUCUCUUCAUCUUUGUCCUGACCUCCUUUUCUCUGUGGCUAACAUUUUGGGCGCUGGUGUCAAUUGGGCUGAGUUUUCCCAUAGCCAUUUUCCUGUACAGAGUGGCCUUCAAUAUCCAGGCGCUGGGAAUUCUCAAUGGAGCAGCUGCUUUUGUUGUCAUUGGAAUAGGAGUGGAUGAUGUUUUUGUAUUUGUGAACACUUUUCGUCAGGCAGAACACAUGGACAAGAUCAAGGGGAGACUACUCUACACUGUAAAGACAGCUGGAAAAGCUACCUUUUUUACCUCCUUCACAACAGCAGCUGCAUUUGCUGCAAAUAUUGCAUCUGUGAUUCCUGCUCUCCAUGAGUUUGGCCUGUUUAUGGCUCUCAUCGUGGCCUGCUGCUGGCUCUGUGUUAUUCUUCUACUCCCUCCAGUCUUGUAUUUCUGGUAUAUCAUCUUUGCCUGGCUGGAAGGCCUCUGCUUCAGGUCUUUGAAAUAUGUAUUUUACAAAUUGGUUUUACGGAAAGAUGUGAACACUCUGCAUGUGUACUAUAAAUCUGGGUCAGACGAGAUUUUAACGGAGAGUCCAGGAGCAGAACGAUCCACCCACUCAGCAAAUGAGCAUGAUGAUGAUGAUGAUGUUCCUAUGUUACAGCUAGAGGAUGAGGGCCUUGCUGGUCUGUACUUUGUCCUGCUGGUUGUAUCUGUGGGAUUAAUGACACAAAUCAAGAUGUCCAGCAAACCUCCGCAGCUGUUUAAUAGUACCAAUCUACAGAUGAUGCUGGACCUCAAGGCCAACCUCAGUAUUGACAAGUUCUCCUGCCCAACAUGCUCUGGCUUUUUUCAGUCAGACCACCAGACUGAUGGUGCUACCAACAACCCUGUUCCACAUCUCCCACCUAAUGUACAUAUUCCUGACAAGUGGAAAAACAUGUCUAUUCCUGACAAGUGGAAAAACAUGUCUCUUCCUCACAGAGUUUUCCCACCUAAAACUGGCUAUCCCUACAAGGGGAAAACAACCAAAGAACCAGUGAAGAGUUACAGCACAAAGGGAAGUAAGCCAAAUGAGGACACGACCACUGCCAUGCCAAGGCCAACUAAGGCUAGCCCACCUCACCCUUGGCCAACACCUCCUCCUCAUAUUCAGGUGACUGGAGCCCCGCAACCCACCAUGGCAGUACGCACACAGGAGAGAAUUACCACUACUAGACCAACAAGAAGAACAGCUGCUACAACUGAGAGUGGAGAAUCUGUGACUCAUGCCAAAGUUAGCUCCCUUCCCAAAGGUUUCGAGGUGUGCCGUGGGGCCAGUUGUGGGAAGGCUGAGGAAAGGCCGGUGAUGGAAUCAAGAGCUAUUGUCUACGUUGUCUUUGGUAUAAAAGAUCUGGACCGUUCAAACCUCACCAGUGAUCACGUCAUCAAUGAUAAUUACGGAACGGUUAUCUAUGAUGAGAAUUUUGGCAAACACUUCUCCAUUGGCGCAUCAAAGCUCAGUGAGGAUUUGCGAGAACUCUGUACUGUGUGCAAGAAGAUUGCAGCAAAUACUCGCCUUGUUGUCAAUGGCAGUGCCCAAUGUCUGCCCACAGCCAUGGAGCAGCAAUUUGGCCGUUUCCUGCAGCGGUUUAAGGAGUGUGAUAACCUGCCGCGUGACUUGAGGUUGUACAACCAGAGAGCUCCAGGCCAUGCAGAGGCCAGGUUCACUGACGAUUUCACCGGCAUCAAGUGGAUGGCCUUUGCGUUUGAAUCGACCACGUCUAAAGGGCAGUCAUACUUUAAGGCCUAUGAUGAGUACCUGGAGUGGGAGAAGUUCAUGACUUCUGUAAAGGAGAGCCUGAGGAAGAACUCUCCACUGGACACGGUGUAUCAGACAUCUGAGUUCUGGACAAAGGUGCUGAUGGAGGUGGUAUGUGUGAGCAGUGCCAUCUAUGGUGUUGUCCUCUCAGUGAUCAUCUGUGUUAUUGCUGUGGCUGUGUUUACUGGACACAUAGUCCUCCUCUUGAUAGUUCUCCUCACUAUUGGAGGUAUAAUCUGCAUGGUAGUGGCCCUGUUUUUCGUGGCUGGCUGGGAGAUGGGGGCUGUGGAAGCCGUGUCGCUCUCCAUCCUUGUGGGCUCUUCUGUGGACUACUGCGUCCACGUCGUGGAGGGAUACCUCCUAGCUGGGGAAUCCCCUGAGCUACAGGCCAUUGAGAGCUCUUCCAAACAGCGACAGUGGCGUGUCAUGCAGGCCAUUCAGCAUAUAGGCGUGUCCAUUGUCAGCAGUGCGGUAACCACGGUAGCGGCGGCCAUUCCUCUCACACAGACCACUAUUCGGCCGUUUUCACGCUUUGGGGACAUCGUUGCCAUGAACACGACUUUUGCCAUUGUCUAUGCUCUGACAGCCUGCACUGCCUUCCUGGCUCUCUUUGGCCCUGCCCGAUUCCGGGGCUCCUGGAAGUCUAGCGGUAUAUCUGUCCUGAUUACUUCAGCUUGUGUGGGGGUGACCUUGUUAACACUGUUUAUUCUAUCUCGGGCAGGCGUCAAUAUCCCAAGCCCUAAUGGGAGUGCCCUAUUCCCAAAGUAGAGGUGCAAUGUUUUCUUUUCAAUUAUUGGACUUGAACUUGAUGAUUGCAGCAUUAAGGGUACUUUAUCAUUAGCAAGAGAGGUAAUUCUUGUACCAGAGCAAACAUGAAAGCCAGAUGUCUCAUGGAAUAAGAGUCGGUCUUUCCAUGACAGCUCAGACAUGUUCCUAGUCUUUGAGAGUUCAGGGGCAGCUUGCACAAAGCGAUUUAGGCUAAGUUGAUUGCAGCUACCAUGGCGACACAUGCUAAAAGCAUAUGUUGCCAUGGUAGUUGCUGUCAGCUUGCUUUGUUCACUAGGGUCCAGGGCAUUAGUUAGUGGAUAAAGACCUUUUGUGUAACAUAUUACCCCUAGGGCUACUAACGUAAUUCCAUGGCAUUGGUGAUAUUUUCAGUGCAGUUUGUUAAGUUGCUUAUAUUGCUUAGUUAAGGACAUUUUCAAACAUCUGUAAAAUGAUACUAAAUCCUGUCAAACGUGCCUCCUCAAUUGCUUUGAUUUCUGUAUCCUAUGUGUAUCUUCUGCUAUGUCCUCAUUUUCAACACCAUUUGGCAUCUUAGAACGGCUUAAUACAUGUACCCGGUAUUAAUUAUCUUAUUAUGUUCAGUUAUGGAAAUAUAUGUACAAGUAAAAAUUAUAAAUUUAAAAUGUAACUUGUGGAUGCUUUAUCCUGAGCUUUGCUCACGUGGCUUUAAACUGCCGAGAUGUUUGACAUCUGUGUUGUCUGUGAAGCAUACUAAAACAUAUCACAACAGAGUGAUACAGCUGUGCUACUGUUUGUCCCCUCACCCCCACCCACACA